Molecule: messenger RNA, 978 nt
Organism: Aspergillus chevalieri
Lineage: Eukaryota; Fungi; Ascomycota; Eurotiomycetes; Eurotiales; Aspergillaceae
Exons: 3
Coding region: 1-978 (325 amino acids)
Source: RefSeq, a predicted model, not a curated record
AUGGAGACUAUCAACAGAGCCCUCGACUCCGCUUCGCAUGCUAUCUGGGGUGAAACCCACCCCCAGCACCAGCAGCACGGCGAAGAACCUCUCUCCGGAGUCCAAGGACAAGGGAAAGCCACAGAUCCCUAUGACGCCGGAAACCGUGAUGUCCAACCCGGCGCCCCCUCCACAACAUCCCCAACAGCAACCACACCCGCCUCCCAAAAGAAAUCCGUCCGAGACCCCACCGGCCGCUCCUCCGAGCCCCUCAGCCCCGCCGUCAGCGAAGACGCUGACCCGCAAGUCGGAGGAUACCCCCGUCCGGGAACCGGAAAUGGCUUUACAUCAGCGGGUCUGGCCUCCGGCGUCCCAGAGGAGCCAGGUCUAGAUGCGGAUCCGGUGCUUAAUGGUGUUGAUCCCAAGACCCAGAGCCAGAGCCAGGGGAUGGCGAAUGCGACGGGCGUUCCGGAGGGCGAGCAGAGGACGGUCAUGGGAAAUAAUCCGCCCGGUUUGAACUCGAGGACUAGUAUGGGUCCUGGGUUGGGGGCAAUGGGGGAGCCUAGUACGGCUGUCGCUGGUGGUACUGCUGGUGGUGCCGCUGGCGCUGGUGCUGGGAUUGGUGGUGGCGCUGCUGCCGCGGGAAGUACUGCCGGACGAGAUGGCAGCAGCACCAGCCAGGCUGCUGAGCAGAGGGCUAGUAGUGAUGGUGGUGGCGGCGGCCAGAAUGCUCAAUAUGGCAAACCAAAUGGUAACGGCGGUCAUCAGGUUAGUGAGGAGGCGCUCAAGGGCCCGCAGGCGCCGCCUCCGAGGGAGAAAUAUGAGUUUGAGAAGGAGAUGGAGGGGAAGCCUGCUAAUAAAGGUGCUGGUGGAGGAGGUCAAUCGCAACCCCAAGGAGGGAAGGCCCAGAGCGGGAACGGGGGCCAUCACCAUUUCAAGGCUAUGGAGAAGGUGAAGGAGAAGAUGGGUCGGGCAACUAAGGCUGGAACCCAUAAGUAA